Colletotrichum aenigma is the source of this 2613-nucleotide messenger RNA. RefSeq names its product Homeobox protein 4 (gene hbx4-1). Lineage: Eukaryota; Fungi; Ascomycota; Sordariomycetes; Glomerellales; Glomerellaceae. The record is from RefSeq and is a predicted model, not a curated record. Bases 1 to 2613 code for a protein of 870 amino acids. The transcript has 3 exons. Gene Ontology annotation, biological process: regulation of DNA-templated transcription. Gene Ontology annotation, molecular function: DNA binding.
AUGGACAAGCGCGGUCCAGCCAAUGACAACAACGCACGCGAUGUCGGCGACUUCACCGCCGCGCUGGAGUUUGACUUGCUCAAAGCGCAGUUGACCAAUUCCUCUCAAGUCAAUUACCCGGAAGACUCUUUUCUACAAGACUUACAAAAUCUGGAUGCAGUUGAGUUGCUGCGCAAUGCAGGACUUUCAUCUCACCAGCAAGAUGAAGCUCUCUUCGAUCCCGCCGUGACCGGAGGGUCCGGCCUCGCCAACACCCAAACGGCGAUGCCAAGCACAAGCACAACUUUCGACGACGCAGAAAUGUUCAUGUUUUCGGAGGCAAUUGGUGACGGGCAGUCUACGAGGCACUUGCUCGACACCGGAACAACAACACUUAGUGUAGACGGGAACCCAGCUUCAGAGAUGACCACGCCGCCCAAAAUCGGGACUCGGUUCUCUUCAAAGUCUCUCCGAAUUCUCAAAGCAUGGCUCUCGAAUAAUAACCACCACCCCUACCCUUCAACCGCCGAUAUGGAGAUGCUAGAGCGGCAGACUGGUCUCAGCAGACAACAGAUCACCAAUUGGCUCGCCAACACUCGGAGACGCAACCGAUUCAAGGUUCCUCCCAAACGGCCCCCAUCCCCCGCCAUCACUUCAGCCACCUCAAAGCCCAUCAACAUUGGUGGAAGCAGUGUUCCUCAAGGAUUCGACGAGAUGAACCCUCUUCAGCGAUGGCAAGUGUCGCCGCCUGAGCACGAGCCUGCAUUGGCAUCUGCCAUUGCGCAUGCUGUGUACGACUUACCACCUGGAUCCGAUACCCCGGCAGAUCGAUCUUUGACCGACAGCGCUCCUACGAGGUCUCUCUAUAAUGCGUCUUCUGCAAGCAGCGCAGGGACGUCGCAUUCGAGCAGGAGCUCAGUCAACUCAGCAUACUCUCACAACUCUCGAGCAUCAUUGCGUUCAGAUCCACUGGCAAAAGCUGCAAUCAAGCGAAGGAGGCGACGAGGUGCUGCAGCGCGACCAGAACGGAAAGGUCCAAGCAACCUCUGGCAGACUAUGAACAUGUAUCAAUGCACGUUCUGUACCGAGACGUUCAAGACAAAGCACAAUUGGCAACGUCACGAGAAGUCUCUGCACUUGUCUCUGGAGCGGUGGGAAUGUUCGCCAACAGGGCCAACUGUCGCCGAUGCCAGUGGUCAGCUCGUUUGCGUCUUCUGUGGUGAUGCCAACCCGGACAAAGAUCACCUAGAGAAGCACAACUACUCAGUCUGCAAAGAGCGACUACCAGAAGAUCGAACCUUCUACCGGAAGGAUCAUCUACAGCAGCACCUCAAACUGGUGCACGAUGCCAAGUUCCUGCGAUGGCCCAUGGGGGAUUGGAAGCACGAGAAUGAGAUGAUAAGAUCUCGCUGCGGUUUCUGUGCUUUGGUGAUGGGAUCAUGGAUUGACAGAAUCGAUCACAUCGCCGAGCACUUCAAGGAUGGAAAGACGAUGGAGGAGUGGCAUGGAGACUGGGGCUUUGAUGACCAUAUUCUCAAGAUGGUUGAGAACUCAAUGGCGCCUUAUAUGAUUCAUAUGGAGCGGUAUUCACCAUGGCCCUUCACUACCAAACAAGGCGUUCCAGAGACGCCACCCAGCGCUUUUGAGUUGAUCAAGACGGAAAUCAACCACUUCGCGACAGACUACCAAAACACGAAUGGCCGAAUGCCUACAAAUGCCGAGCUUCUAUACGAAAGUUGCUGCAUUAUUUUCGGCUCGGAGCCUACCUCUCUCGCCAAGAAGCCAGUGACUCCAGCAAGCUCUUGGCUGCGAGACUUGCUCAUGUCGUCGGAUAUCAUCGUCAAGCAAGCCCGAGUUCGACCGCUGAAGACAGCCAGGAGGUCUCGCAUCACAUAUCUCUGCAUCAACGGAAAAGCCGACAUCUUUGACCAAUGUGCCUUAGAGGAACAACUCCAAAGCUACGUGGACAUAUCGAAGCUCAUCGAGCCCGAAGUCUCGGACUCGGAUCUUCAGCGCGAGGCGUGCAGCAUUGUCCAGCAAGUUGAUUCUGCAUCAAGUUGCUGGACAAUGCCAUCGUCGCCAAAGCCGUCCGAGACAUUUUCCACAUUCUUAUACGGCCUGAUCAACGAGUCAACGCACUGGCUGGCACCUUUCCGUCAACGGAUGCAGCUUCCGCCUUCAGAGUCUGCUGAUUCCCCUACCUUGGACAUCGGAAACCAGCAUUUCCUGAGCGCUGCCCUUACAGAACCUACUGGCCAGUCCAGCGCCAUGGACACAGGAAGCUCAAGCCCUGAAGCUGACGUCGUCGGUAGCAGCGCAACUGGCAAUACUGCUUCGGGUGCCGAUGCCGACAUGCCGGGACUCAACACACGUACCACAUUCUUUGUGAACGAAGAGAACUGCUAUCGGCGCCUUGCUCUGAGUCUAGUCCGGUUCGUCAAGAUCACGACGUCACCACGAAACCCGAACAGACAUAUUCCCUCAGACGCCGAACUUCAACAUCAAGCGCGGUGGAUCUCAUUUGAAGAUGAUGACCCGUGGAAUCAGACUCCUGCCGAUAACCCAGAUUGGCUCCGCGAGUUCAAGCGCGAAAUGGGUAUCCUGCAAGAAGAUGGCAAUCCGCCAGCCGUAUGA